GACAGCUGUUCGUUUUGUCACGGUUCAGAAGACACCCUGUUGUCAUAGCAAUCAGACAACGCUAAACACUAAUGCACAUUUUACAAACAUUUCCGAUUUUCUUCCUUGGGAUUCAAGAAAUAUAACUUUGAAAAAUUAGCUUGUUAGAACGAGAAAAGAGCGGAUUAAAAUAAGAUUAUGAAUUCUGGCUUAUUCACAAAAGAAGUGAUGGCAUGUGGCAAAAACACGAGCUAAUUUUUGGUUGACUUUUAGAUUGUUAUAGUGUUAUAUUUUUGCCGGCAAGAAUUUCAAAACAUUCUGAGAAGAUGCCUAGACGUCCACGGAUCCCGAGCGCUUCGUCAUCUUCCAUGGAAUCAUCCUUUGAUUUCCGAAAGCAAAUUGAAUUUGAUGCUACAAAGAGCCUCAUUCGAUCUCGUAGUGAUUGCUUCUUGGACUCGAAGAGAAAGCAAGACAAAGAAAGAGCCAUUCGACGACGUGAGGAAUCGACUCCUUGGGACGUCAAACCACCGGACUUCAGACUCCAGUUAUAUCAACCCAAACCUAAAACACGUAAUGCUAGAGAGUCUAUGAUUCCAGAUUAUGAUGAAGAUGUAUGGAGGAGAGAACAAAGGGAGAGAACGCGAGAAAAGAUCAAGUUCGAACGGGUUCCACUUCCUAAGAUAUUACAAAAGGAAGGUCCAGCAGAGAAACCCUUUCUUACAAAAUUUAGGAUACCAGAUCCAUAUGCUGAUAAGAUAAUGUUUGUUAAAGAUGGGAAAUUUCAUCCUGGUCCUUAUAGGAAUCCGGAUCUUCCUGUAUUCCGGGCAGAUACCUUUACAAAGCUUGCAAAGAAAUAUGGAAUACCAGACUUUGACUCUUCAUACCCUCAUGACCCACAGGGUCUAAUAGCCAAGUCUAAUGGUCUUCGUGUCCUUUGUGAAGCUUAUAAAGAUAGUGAAAUCAUGAAAACUGAUGGAUACCGAAAACAACUUUUAACAUACAAACCUCAGGAACCUGAUUGGGAUGUCACACUCAUAUUACCUACUGGGGCUUACAAAAAGGGACGAUCAGCACAUAGUGCCUUGAUGAAGAGAAUAGAGCAACAGCUUCCCUGGUGCCCUGAUAAAGACAAGCUAGAACCAAUUAGAAGACCUGAUAUCUUUGAUUACAAGACUGUUGAUUGGAUUGCAGUGACAAGCCACUCUAGGGAUGAGAGCACAAGAAUAUAGGGACGAGUAACACACACCUCUCUCAAAAACAAUUCAAUAUACUGCUUUGACUAUGAGACAGACUCAGUAAUGUCUGUUAGCUAUCUGUGUGCCAAGCACAUCAUAACAUGUCUUAAUUAAAUUCAUUACUACUGAUUUCAUUGCUACGUGCUGAUUAAGACAGCAGUCACUACCAGGGAAAUCACAGGCAAUAGACUGUCGGCAAUCAAAUACAUGGUUGGUACCUUUACAAUACUCUGAUUGAGAGCAGUGUAUUGCUAGAUUUCCCUGUCGUGACUGUUGUCUUGAUCAACGCGUAACAAUCAAAACAAUGGCAAUAAAAUUAUUUAAGGUCAUGUUAUGAUGUGCAGCCUGCAAGGAUAAAGAAUUUCAGCUAGAAUGGAAUUUAUAACUUUUGUAAUUUAAGCUAAAAGAAUUGAAUUUUCAGUUUUUACAAAGUAAGACUAGAAGCUAUCUUUUCCCAUAGAGAAAUUGAACUAAAAGCAGUAGACAAGUUUUGAGAAAAGCAUUACCAGGGACAUAGGAGCCAGGGGGGCAAUAUGGGCUAACUUUCAUUUUUACCCCACCCCUACCCCCUUCAAAAAAAGUAUGCUCCUACCUUCCUGAUAACCAGUUCAGCCAAAACAAACUUCUCAAAUAUGGAUACUGAUGGAGAAAAGCCAAGCUGACCCUUAUUAGAGAGGUGUCCAUCUGAAGUCUUUUGGCGCUACACAAAUAACAUUAGAGGUCUUCUUUAAUGUGAAUACCACAGCCAGGAGAUACACAAGUGUCUCUUAAAGGAAUCUGUAAUGAGCUAGGCUUCCAUUUAUAUGGCUGUACAUUUUUAAUGCAAUUAUUCAGGUAUGGUCAGGAAGGUCUGGCUGUAUGAUCGUAUAAUUAUAAAAUGUUAACACUUUUCUACUAUUUAUAAAUUUCUAUAAUAUCAUAGUAUUUAUAUUUCAUAAACAAAUUCAUUAUGUUUUUGAUUCUUAGAUCUGUCAUACAGAUUUUCAUUGAUAUAUGUUUUUGAACAUUAAUUUUUGAUAUGUGUU
Actinia tenebrosa (Australian red waratah sea anemone) is the source of this 2239-nucleotide messenger RNA. RefSeq lists its product as uncharacterized. The record is from RefSeq and is a predicted model, not a curated record. NCBI's taxonomy places the organism in Eukaryota, Metazoa, Cnidaria, Anthozoa, Actiniaria, Actiniidae.